This is a messenger RNA of Solenopsis invicta (red fire ant), 2422 nucleotides long. RefSeq lists its product as uncharacterized. The transcript is spliced from 2 exons. Gene Ontology annotation, biological process: sensory perception of smell; detection of chemical stimulus involved in sensory perception of smell. The coding region runs from base 1492 to 2142 and encodes 216 amino acids. The record is from RefSeq and is a predicted model, not a curated record. Lineage: Eukaryota; Metazoa; Arthropoda; Insecta; Hymenoptera; Formicidae. Gene Ontology annotation, molecular function: olfactory receptor activity; odorant binding. Gene Ontology annotation, cellular component: plasma membrane.
UAAAAGGGCACUAUUAUUAAUGUGGACAUUUAUGUUAGGCGUUCAAGCAACCUGUAUCAGCUAUAUUCUGAUUCCUUUGAUCGGUAUCCUGAAUCUAAAUUUACAUCGCUUAUUCAGUAGAGAAUAGAACACGAAUGAUAGAAAUUUUAUUUCAGGUACUAAACACUUUUGUUCGAAAUAUUGUUGCGCAGACAGAAAUAUCAUAUUUUUUUUCUGGUAUUUUUAUAAAAAAUGUAAGGAAAAACAAAACUGAGAGAGAAUUCUCUUUUGGUUUCUAUAUCGAAAUUUCGAUAAACGUCUCACCCAACUAUAAAAUAAUAUUUAGCCUGGAGGUAAUGCAAUUAAUUUUCUAGAAAGUUGUCAACUGUUGGGUUGUCACAUUGUAGUGUUAAUUAAGUUUUUGAAGAAUUAAUAGAAAGAGAGUACUUGAUACUUAAGAACAUAUAAUAUUAGAAGACGUAUUGUAUUGUUUUCCGUGGUCUGAAAAUGAAUCCAACAUCUGUGAGAAAGAAAGCUAUCUAUUUGUUCGUAUUGCGUAAGCGCCAGUGUCAUCCAUGAUUAUAGUUUAAAGUUUGAAGAAAAUACUUAUGUUUAGCUAAAAUACAGAGAAUUAGAAGAGUUUAUCAUUAUAUGCAUUUUUUUGCACUAUAGUAACGACAAUAUCAAAGCAUGUGCAUUGCAGAUAAAUGGAAUUCUAUAGCAUUCUCUCUCGCACAGAUGUUAGACUUACGUUUCGUGCUUGUAUUCUCCUUUCAUGUAUAUAUGUUCUAAGACUUAAUAGCACUAAUUGCUACUGAAGUUGAACAACAAUAUAAACAUCUAGAAAAUACAUAUUUUCAUUAAUAAAAAUAAACAAUUAAUUUAUUAUUUGUCUUUAAUAUAGAGUCUAUUCUUGUUGAAAAAAAUUGUAUAAUGUAUAGUCAUCAAUGAAAUGUUAUACUAUUCUUUUAUAAAAAAAAAUUUUUUAACAUCUUUGAAUUGAUUAUAAAAGUAUUGGAAAAAAUUUAUUCUCAUACAAUUUACCAAAAAAUUGUUUUCAAUCUUUCAAAAUUUUAACAUUUUUUAAAUAUAGCCCGGUCAGCAUGAUUAACUUAAAUAUCAUCUAAUUAUUAUGAACAGUAAGUUGAAGGGCAGAAUAAAAAACAAAUUUUUUUCUUUAAUAUCUUUUAAAAAUAUCUUAUUUGUUACUUCUGAAAGUAUUACUAUAAAAAAAAAGAAUAAAUCUAAACCUACAGUUUCUAAAUUUCGAUAAUUUUUACCUAAUAUUGUAGAAUCAAGACAUCCUUAAGCAUCUUCCAAUAUCUUUUAAAAUGUGUUCUGCUAGAAGAAUGAUAUUACAUUAUCACUCAUGACAGUUUAAGCAAUGCAUGUUCUUAUUAAAAAAAUAAAUAAAUUUUAUAGAUGUCGGAAACAAAUAACGAGCCAACCUCUUAAUAAAAUAAGUAGUAUACUUUUCUCAGAUAUUUUCAUAUUAUUUAGUCUAUCUCCUGUAUGUCACCGAUUUACAUGCAUUUAUUUUUAGAGUAUGUGUUUUUACAGGUUAUAGCGCUCUUUCACAUAUGCACAAGUUACUGCGCUUUCAAUAUUCUCUUAUGCUUACUAAACCUGCACAUUACCGCUCAGUUUAAGCUUCUCGAACGUAAGCUGGUAACCAUCCUCGAGAAAGUCAAACAGCCCGGUACCCUAAGCUGGCUCGAUGAAAUACAAAGACAUGAAGUAUACGAAAAGAUCAAACAAUACAUCAUAUCAAAUCAAGAAUUGAUCUGGUACUGUGAUAAGAUGAAACAAAAUUUCAUGUACUUGUGCCUUUGUCAGCUGUUAGCCUCUAGAAUUAUGCUUUGCCUCGCGAGAUUUCAGGUGUUUUUAGUAAGUACACUUACGCGUAGUGGUGUCGAAGAACAAGAAAAAAAGGGAGACGCGUCUCGGAAUCCUUUCACAUCUUAUCUGCGUCAUUCGCUGAUCUUCUCUAUCGUAUUUGCAUGUUUGUUGGAAAAAGCCGAAGAUCUGACUUUUCUCAAACGAGUCAACUUCAUUACCCAUAUGAACUCCGAUUUCAUGGAACUGUUCAUGAUCAUGCUGACGGCGAAUGAUUUAAUAAACAAGAGUCGCGCGAUUGGAGACGCGGCGUACAAUGCCAAUUAGCAGGUUUUAUCUCACGAGGAGGACAGGAAAGUCAGAAAAACCAUUCUGUUCAUCAUGAUGCCAUCCAGACGUCUGUUCUAUAUCCGCUAGGCGGUUUCUUCCCGGUAUUUCUCGAAACGUUAGUGGCGGUAAAUUUGGUGUAAAAAUAUGCAAUUACAGGUUGACACUUUCCGCAACACGAGAAUAUUUCUGUUCUUCUUCAGAUGGUGAGUACCGCGGUGUCAUACUUCACUUUGCUUUGUCAUUUGAAGUAAGCGCUCAAACAGAGAAUGUAGAAUUA